AUACGGCCAACCCGACCUUGCGUCCUCCCCCGUCGUCGUCAUCACCGAGGAGAGUAAAGGACCCUACCCGACUUGUCCACUCUUUCUUUCUGCCUUCUCCCCCCCUUGCCUCGUCUUGGACCUGGCCUCGCCCUACUUUUUCUCUGCGCGAUCCACGACCACCAGAAAAAAACAGUAACAAUGGCCGAUUCGCCGAGGAUCGGUCGUACCGACUCUAUUGCCUCGCAGGAGUCAGGGAGCAAGACCACAGAAAAGAAGAAGAGCCGCAGGCCAGCGAACACGGCAUUUCGCCAGCAGCGGUUGAAGGCCUGGCAGCCCAUCCUGACACCCAAAACUGUGCUUCCCUUAUUCUUCUCGAUCGGCAUCAUCUUCGCGCCCAUAGGAGGUCUACUUCUUUACGCAAGCGCCCAGGUGCAAGAGCUUGUGAUUGACUACACCAAGUGCACAGCGGAGGCACCCAACAGCACCGACUUCAGCUCCGUCCCCUCCAAGUACAUCUCGUCCCAGUUCAAGAACAAGACCGACCUCACGAUCCAGUGGCGCCAAGAGCCGAUCAAUGUCACCUUUGAUGGCGUCACAAACACCACCCAGAACUGCAUCGUGCAGUUCCAGAUUCCCGAGGACAUGACCCCGCCGGUUCUGUUCUACUACCAGCUCACAAACUUCUACCAGAACCACCGGCGCUACGUCCAGAGCUUCGACGCCAACCAGCUGAUCGCCAAGAGCGGGCAUAUCAACAAGGGCAUCAGCUCCGACUGCGAGCCGCUCGAGAAAGACACCGACGGGUUACCCUACUACCCGUGCGGGCUCAUCGCCAACUCCAUCUUCAACGACACCUUCUCGAACCUCACGGCUGUCGGCUCGAGCGGCAACAACUACACCAUGACUGAGAAGGGCAUCGCCUGGGACUCGGACAAGUCCCUGUACAAGGACAUUCCGUCCGACUUUGACCUGUCUCUAGUGGCCGUCCCGCCGAACUGGGCGGUUCGGUACCCCAACAACUACACGACGAGCAACCCCCCUCCGAACAUCGCCACGGAUGAGCACUUUAUCGUAUGGAUGCGUACUGCAGCGCUGCCGGAUUUCAGCAAGCUGUACAUGAGGAACGAUGAUGACACGCUUACCAAGGGAUUAUAUCAGGUGGAGAUUACCAACUGGUUCCCAGCGGACAUAUACAAGGGCACCAAGUCGAUUGUCCUCAGUACCCGGACAGUCCUGGGCGGCCGGAACCCUUUCCUGGGCAUUGCAUACGUCGUUGUUGGUGGAAUAUGUAUCCUCCUCGGCGUGCUGUUUACGGUGACCCACCUGCUUAAGCCGAGGAAACUCGGCGACCACACGUAUCUCUCUUGGAAUAACGCACCGGCAUCGAAGUCAGGCGGCCCCUCCACGGCCAUGGCGACGGGACGCGACCUCGGACCACAAGGUCAGGCCUAGGCGGCCCAUUCACGUGGGCUUGGCAGCGAGACCAACAUGCCUCCCGACAGCCAACCCCUUCUGGCUGGCUCACCUAUCCUGCCACGAGUAUGGAGCCCAGACUCGGCGACGGAUGAGUCCACAUCCAUGUCCCUGAGCAGGGCCGUCACCACGCUGGACUUCAUCUCCAGGCCGGACCCUGCCGUUCCUGGGCCAAGCUCCCAGAAGCGAAGGACUUGAAAGGGGGAGAAUAAGAAUUCGAAAAGUCGGGAUGUGAAGGAAGGUUGGAUGGCGGGCUGUUGCUGCCUGGCCGGCGCGGUUUUGUCAUGUUGUGUACGAUUAAAGUCCUUUGUUUGUGUUUCGAUCCCAUUUGCAUCACUGCCUGAAAAAGGGAGAGAAAGAGAGAGGAGAGAGAGGUGAUUGUUUCCUCUUUCUUGAAGAAGGUUUUCUGUUUCGUUGUCUUUCACCUCGCUACAUAUACCUACGACUUGACCACUUGGCCUGUUUUUGCUGUGCUACAGAUACCGCUAUAGAAGUGGAGGUGGGUGGUGGUGGGGUCCGACGUCGUCGUUGUCAUCCGUCUGCUUCUUUGAUGAGAUUGCUUGCAAGAUUGCUUGGGCAUGGAACGGGCGGGGAAUAAGGCAAAGGGGCCAAAGGCAUGUAAUGCUAGCUGGCAGGUGUUGAGGCGUUUGAUAAUAUCUUCUUGAUAGUCGUAUAGGAAUGAGAACAGUAAAGCACAUUAACAAUG
Molecule: messenger RNA, 2161 nt
Organism: Cryphonectria parasitica EP155
Lineage: Eukaryota; Fungi; Ascomycota; Sordariomycetes; Diaporthales; Cryphonectriaceae
Exons: 6
Coding region: 181-1434 (417 amino acids)
Cellular component (GO): plasma membrane; endoplasmic reticulum; Golgi apparatus
Source: RefSeq, a predicted model, not a curated record